This is a messenger RNA of Eupeodes corollae, 943 nucleotides long. RefSeq names its product splicing factor U2af 38 kDa subunit-like. Gene Ontology annotation, biological process: mRNA splicing, via spliceosome. Lineage: Eukaryota; Metazoa; Arthropoda; Insecta; Diptera; Syrphidae. The coding region runs from base 146 to 844 and encodes 232 amino acids. Gene Ontology annotation, molecular function: pre-mRNA 3'-splice site binding; metal ion binding. The record is from RefSeq and is a predicted model, not a curated record. Gene Ontology annotation, cellular component: U2AF complex; spliceosomal complex. The transcript has 4 exons.
GUAUAGUUGAUUACUCGAUUUGUGUGGUUUGUGCGUAAAAAAUUAAGUUUAUUGUUGUAAAAAUAAGAGAAACAAACAACAAAUAAACAAUUAGGAGAAGAAUUAUUAGAAUAACAUAACAUUAUUGAAUCGUUCGUAUUAAAAUAUGGCCGAAUAUUUGGCAUCUAUUUUUGGAACAGAAAAGGACAAGGUUAAUUGCUCGUUUUACUUUAAAAUAGGAGCAUGUCGACAUGGAGAUAGAUGCUCCCGUAUCCAUAACAAACCAACGUUCUCUCAAACCGUAGUUCUCCAGAAUUUAUACGUAAAUCCACAGAACUCGGCUAAAUCUGCUGAUGGUAGUCAUUUGGUUGCUAAUGUAUCGGACGAGGAAAUGCAAGAGCAUUAUGACAAUUUCUUCGAGGAUGUAUUCGUUGAAUGUGAAGAUAAAUACGGUGAGAUCGAAGAGCUUAAUGUUUGUGACAAUUUAGGUGAUCACCUUGUCGGCAAUGUUUAUAUCAAGUUCUGUAAUGAAGUCGAUGCCGAAAAGGCAGCAACAGAUUUGAACAAUCGUUGGUUUGGUGGACGACCUGUUUACUCUGAAUUGUCCCCAGUUACCGACUUCCGAGAAGCCUGUUGUCGUCAAUAUGAGAUGGGCGAAUGCACUCGAUCGGGAUUCUGCAACUUUAUGCACUUAAAACCAAUUUCAAGGGAACUUAGAAGAUAUCUGUAUUCACGCCGUCGUGGUGGACGAUCAUCUCGGUCAAAGUCACGUUCACCAAGAAGACGUCGCUCCAGGUCACGUGAUCGUCGUCGUUCUCGCAGUCGAGACAAUAAUCGAGCUGACGGACGGAAAGGACGUUACUGAAACUUCAUUCUAUGCACUUUAACUAUUUAACAAAUUUAAAAAUAUAAUAAAAGCUGACAAAACACAAAAAAUAUAUAACGUUUAUCCCAUCUACAAUAA